CGCAGUGACGUGUGUGUACAUUCUUGAGCGGAAAAUGAUGGCGAUUAUCCAGACCAAGAGCUUGAGCUCGCAUAUGGAUGGAGGUGGCCGUGAAAACUAACAACACUUGUGGGGAAAAGUUGUUUGGUCGAGAAGAUCGCGAUCUGUCUCCACCCCUGGACAUUUUCAGACGUGGGAAAAAGCGAGUGGAUGAGGGUUGAGGCUGUAAGCUUGUGUAAUAUUAAAGUGUGUAACAGCCACGUAGCUUAUAGAGAUCCAGAUCACACACACUGGCCUUGUGCUUUUAAACCCUUCAUACACACUACAUAUCAACCCGAAGAAGAGGACUGAUCGAGUGAAUAGGAAAUAAAGACAAGCGAAAAGAGGUGUUGGAGUGAGCAGUGCCUCUCCUUUAGUGUGAAUGAGGGAGUCAUGGCUGACCACACCUCCCCACUGGAGUCCGGCCAGUUACUCAGCCCAGACAUCCCAAUGCUCACCUCUCCGCCCCCCCCUCCACACCCACCCAACAUCGUCAAUGGAGACGGACCACAACAGGUAAUCUUGGUGCAAGUAAACCCAGGAGAGGCCUUCACGAUCCAGCGAGAUGAUGGUCAGUUUCAGUGUAUCACAGGUCCUGCUCAGGUUCCAAUGAUGUCCCCAAAUGGUUCAGUGCCUCAAAUCUAUGUGCCUCCUGGAUACGUUCAACAGAUCAUUGAGGAGAACGGAGUGAGGCGGGUUUUGGUCUUACCUCAGACAGAGUUUCAUCCGGGAGGCCAUUCCCCGCUUCACCACCCGCCCCCUCCACCGCCCCACGCCCACCUGCAGGCCUUCAUCCCCCACCCGCACAUCAUGCACCAUCCUGCUCACCUGUACUCAGGCAUGGCUGGAGGAACCGGAGACAUGAAUGCGCAGUACAUCUCCCAGUACCACCCAGCACACACCACCAUCUACUCAGAGCAGGAUACUCAUCAACCACAUGGACGUGCAGCGUUUGCUCACAGGGAUGAAAGGGCUAGCAAAACCUACGAGCGCCUGCAGAAGAAGCUGAAGGAGAGACAGGGGGUGGGUGGAGGAGGAGGAGGAGGUGGAGGUCUGGCCCUCUCCAAAGACAGCCCCCCUCCCUCUCCACAGAAGAGUCGGGGGACACCGCCCACAGGAGGGGAUCUCCAGAACGGGCUUGGGGAACUGGAUGAAGAGGCUAAGGCUCUUCAGGAACGAUUAAACUCCAUCUGCAAGCCAGUGGUGACAGAUAUCCAGGCCAGAGGGGCCAGUUUGAGUUGGUUGGCCCCAUUACGGACAGAAAGUGACAAGGAGCCCAAAGAGGGAGAGGAAAUCCCUUCGGAGCCCAGCUUCACGUAUGAGGUCUCUGUCUCAUACAACGGCAAGGACGGGAAGUACAAGACCACCUACAGUGGAGUGGAGCUAAGUGCAACUUUACAAGACUUAAGACCAGCAACAGACUACCAUGUCAGGGUCCAUGUCAUGUGUAACUGUUUACAAGGCGUUCCUUCAGAGCCCGUGAGCUUCACCACUCUGAGCUGCAAGCCAGACACCCCCAGCCCACCACGCAAAGCCAGCGGCACCAAGAGCAGCCUCGUCCUGCAGUGGAAGGCGCCUUGUGACAACGGUUCCAAAAUCCAAAACUAUAUUCUUCAGUGGGAUGAGGGAAAGGGUACCAGUGUGUUUGAACAGUGCUACUACGGCCCUCAGAAGCAGUACAGACUCACCAAACUCUUGCCAGCUUCCAGAUAUUCCUUCCGACUGGCAGCCAAAAAUGACAUGGGGGUCAGUGAGUUCAGUGAGGCCGUUCCCAUCAUGACGUCAUGCAGUGUGCCCGCUGCCCCUCAGAACCCUGAGCUGGUUCAGCCCGGGGUCACGUGGCUCUGUCUGCGGUGGCACAGACCGGCCGGCUCGCCCAAAGAGGACGACAUCAGCUACGUGCUGGAGAUGGAGGAGGAGGGCUCGGGUUAUGGGUUCCAGGCCAGUUAUGAUGGUGACGAGCUCUCACACACUGUCAGAAACCUCCACAGGAGCACUACAUACAGGUUCAGGGUUAUUGCCUAUAAUGCGGAGGGGAAAAGUAACCCCAGCCCUGUGUCUGAGUUCACCACAGCCCCUGACAGACCGACCUGCCCCUGCAGACUCUCAGUGAAGGGCAAACCUCACCCGACCAGCUUCCGCCUGACCUGGGAUCCUCCCAAAGAUAACGGCGGUUCAGACGUGACAAAGUACGUGGCGGAGCUGUCGGAUGAUUUGAGUGGUACGUUCCAACCAGGUUCCUCUUGGAAUCAGGUGUACAGUGGAUUGGCUAUGGAAUGUUUGUGUGAUGGUCUGAGCCCAGGAUGUUCAUACCAGGCCAGAGUCCACUGCAUCAGUGCUGGAGGAGAGAGCCCGAUGACAGAGGCCCUGCAGGUCCAGACCCCACCUGUUCCUCCUGGACCCUGUCUGCCGCCCAGGGUAGUGGGUAAACCCAAAGCGAGAGAGGUGCAGUUACGCUGGGCGCCACCUCUGGUGGACGGAGGUAGUGUGGUGUCUUCAUACAGCGUGGAAAUGUUCGCUCCCCAGGCAGAGGAGGGCAGGGAGGUGUACCAGGGCUCAGAACUGGACUGCACGUUGGGUAGUUUACUACCCGGCAGGACCUACGGCUUCCGGCUCAGAGCCGCCAACAAAGCUGGGUUCGGGCCAUUUUCGGAGCGCUCAGAUGUCACAACAGGUCCAGGGGCCCCUGAGGCGUGUCGGCCCCCUCAUGUCAACUGUAAAUCACCAACAUGUGCUGUGAUCAGUUGGGAGGCUCCUCACUGUAAUGGUGCAGCGGUGUCAGAGUAUCGUCUGGAGUGGGGGGCAGCAGAGGGCAGUAUGCAGAUCUGUUACACCGGUGCUGCUCUGUCCCAUGAGCUGAGGGGUCUGCUGCCUGCCACCAGCUACUUCUGCCGGGUACAGGCAUUAAAUGCUGCCGGUGUGGGGCCGUUCAGCGACGCUGUGCUCUGUCAGACGCCCUGCUCUGUGCCUGCUGCAGUCAGCAGCGUCCAUGCACUUCGUGAGUCGGAGAUGAGAGUGGAGAGCCGGGUCACUGAGAGGGUCGAGGAUGAGGAGGAGGAAGAGGAGGAGGAUGAAGAGGCCUCGCCUCUCCUCUACUCUCCGUCCACCUGCCUGGGGCUGCGCUGGGAGGCGCCAUGCAGUCACGGAGCGGAGAUCAUGUCAUACCUGAUCGACCUGGGAGAGAGACAGCCCAUCCUCACUGGACCCGUAACCAAAUAUAUCAUCCAGAACCUGCAACCCGACACCACUUACAGGAUAAGGAUCCAGGCUCUGAACAGUCUGGGCGCAGGUCCCUUUAGUCACACCUUUAAACUGAAGACCAAGCCACUGCCACCCCUCCCUCCACGCCUGGAGUGCACCGCCUCCAGUCACCAGACCCUCAGGCUCAAGUGGGGCGAUGGCCCGGGCAAGGCCCAAUCCACCGAUUCCCUACAGUAUCAUCUCCAGAUGGAGGAUAAAAUUGGGAGGUUUAUAUCCUUGUAUAAAGGACCUUGUCACACUCACAAAGUGCAGAGGCUAAAUGAGUCUACCUCGUACACGUUUCGCAUCCAGGCCUUUAACGAAGCGGGCGAGGGGCCCUUCUCCACUGUUUACACCUUUACCACCCCCCGCUCUCCACCUGCACCCCUCAAAGCUCCUCGUGUGGAGCGUGUGGAUGAGUCAUGUGAGGUGAACUGGGAGACACUGCCACCCAUGAAGGGAGAUCCAGUCAUCUACUGUUUGCAAUGCAUGCAGGGAAAUUCUGAGUUCAAACAGAUCUACAAGGGCUCGGCCACCUCCUUCCAGCUCCCCAGCUUGAGCUUAUCCACGGAGUACCGUUUCCGCGUCUGCGCCAUCCGCCAGUGCCAGGAUGCUCCCGAAAUCGUCGGCCCCUACAGCUCCACCGUCAUCCUGCUCCCACCUCGCGUUGACACGCCUGGGGCCUCCAGUGCCACCGGGUCCAAAGCCACCGAAGCCCAGAAGCCAAAACGCAGCCUGACGGACGAACAAUUUUCUUUUCUUAUCAUCGCCCUGUUGGCCGUGACCUCCAUCCUCAUCGCGGUCGCCAUCCAGUACUUUGUCAUCGAAUGAGCCAUAGCGCUCUGAGGCUGCAUUAUAUUGUCCAAACAAACUGUUUUUUUUGUUUGUUUUUUUUGUUUUGUUUUUUUUUUUUGUACUGGCAAGGAGCCACGCGAAGGGAAAGAUUGCGAUAAAGUUGUAAAAUUACUUCACUUACUCUAUCGUUCUAUCUUUUUCGCUCUUUGCUGUCCCUUCUUUCUCUCUACGCAUGCUGUCGGAAAAAAAACGCUGUUUCCUUGCGUCGGAGUUGGAGGGCGAUUAUUGAAGGAUCUGCAGUGAAACUUAACGCUCAUCGCAUACUCACUGUACCACUUUCAUUUAUUUGUGUAGCUGUAGUCUUUAUGUUAUUUAUACGUAUCAUUUUAGUUUCGAUCAGUUUUCCAAAGCUAGCUCGGUGGCCACUCACCAGUUUGCUAUCUUGGGCCUGGGACUGAGGGCCAGUGACCACGCUGUAGGAGAAGGGGGAAUCUCUUUCCCGUAAUCACAUGGGAGAAGGCACUCCGGGGGUCUCGGGCGAUCUCUGGGAGAUAAUGUCUACGAAAUAAGGGAGGCGAGACAGAUACCGCUGGAAUUAGCGAAUGUUGGAUUAGCACUUUCCUCAGAACUUUUUUGAUGUUCAGAAUGUGUAAAGGAUGCAAAAAUAACUAGAGAUAUGUUAGUAUAUUUUUGUACAGUAUGACAAGAGGACGUGUUCAUUGAGAUUCUGGCUUAGUAUGGGGGAGUAAGACUAUGAAUACCAAACUAACUCAGCUUAAUAGUUAUUUUUACCUUCAUGUACGUAUACUGUAGCUUGUUUUUACAAUCAAGCAGCUGCUUAGCUCCAAAAUAUUGUCGUUCAGCACAAACAAUGUACGCUUCUCGGAUACCUUUCCUUCAGUCGUUACCUUUGCACCUUAGUGAGAAGAAAAAAAAAAUACUUACUGAAUGCGUCUUGAUCUUGUGAUGCGUUUUAUGGAAUAUGUUAUCCAGUUGUGCAAGCCCUUCAUGUGUUUUGGCUGUUUUAAAAUUGUAGUACCACAAAAUUUGUUUUUGAAAUGGUAUAUUCAAACAAAAAUCAUUAUUUUCUGAAGUCAAAUAGUAUUUUCUUAAUUUCUCAGAUUUUUUUUAUUUUUGUUCUUUUUUAGUUUUAGAAACCAAAUUAUCGCAUUGUGUUAGCCUUUAUUUUUGGUGUAAUCGCUAGAGGAUUGAAUAUAGGACUAAAUAUUAAUUUUCAGAUAUCUUUGAUUUCUCGUUCGAAUCACACAUCUGAACUUAAUUUUUUUAUAUAAAAAGAAAACCUUUAAGUUAAUUCUGUCAGGCAGAGAAAUUAAGAAAAGUGCAAGAACCGAAAAUGCAAACAGCAGUAAUGAAAUCUGUUAAUCCUACAUGUACUUCCUGUGAAUUUACAUUUUUGCCUUUUUCUCUGUGUUAAAGUCUCGUGACUGAUUGUCAGUGCUGCAAUACGGCAGUGUGACAAUUCGGUCAUAGGGUUUCGUGUUGUGGUUGGUUAUGGGCAUAUGAGUGCUGUCACAAGGUACCUUGCAGGGACCUUUGAUUGAAAAUGAAUUACAUGAUUUGGUCUAAUAGAUAUUCUGCAAAUGUCUUCUGUUUGUCAUUGAAGGAAAAAAUCUCAAAUUCCUAUUUUUGAUAGUGAUAAAAUGUAAUUGCAAAGUGUGCCAUUUUAACAUCUCCCCACCAUAGUAGGCUUCUACGUUUGGUGCAUGGGAGAAAGAAAAACGACAAAAAAUCAAUAAAAUAUGCACAAAAAAUGAGACAAUUUUUACGUAAUUUUAAUGUUUGCAGUUACCUCAUACACCGUACAUUCCAAAACAAAAAUUUGUUAUAGUAUACAUACAACCAGACAUAUCACUUUAAAAAUAUUCGUUAUCAGAUAGGAAAUGUAUAAUCAUAUAUAUAUAUGUAUCUAAAGUGUGUCUGUAUAGUCAUGAUAUCUACAGACGGUUCCAUGCACAAUAAAAGAUUUAUUAUUCUUAA
Messenger RNA from Myxocyprinus asiaticus (Chinese sucker), 6051 nucleotides. It is a transcript of the gene fndc3a, whose product is annotated as fibronectin type III domain containing 3A. The record is from RefSeq and is a predicted model, not a curated record. The coding region runs from base 412 to 4089 and encodes 1225 amino acids. The transcript is spliced from 26 exons. NCBI's taxonomy places the organism in Eukaryota, Metazoa, Chordata, Actinopteri, Cypriniformes, Catostomidae. Gene Ontology annotation, molecular function: protein binding.